AUGGCCAGACAGCGUUUGGCAGAGAACCAGUCAGUGUCUGGUGCCUGGGCUGGCAGACUGGGCGCGCAACAUGACUCGGCAUUUCCCCGACCUGGCUUACACCUCGGCUCUGCCCCUCUCCAAUAUCAACAACAUGAGAACAAUCUGACUGUGGUCACUGAGUUUUACCUUUUAGGAUUUCAAGUCAGCCAAGAUUCAAGAAUUUUCUUAUUUUGUCUUCUUCUGGUGGUUUACUGUGCAACAAUAUGUGGUAACCUCCUGAUCAUCACCAUCGUGUCCACCAGCAAGAACCUCCACACUCCAAUGUACUUCUUCAUCUCACAACUGUCCAUCAGUGACAUCUUAUUAAUCUCAGAUAUUGUCCCCAACCUGCUCUAUAUCCUACUGAAUAAUGGAAGGACCAUUACUAUUUUUUAUUGCAUCACUCAGUUGUAUUUCUUCUGUGCCUCUGAAGCAUUUGAGUGUUUUCUUCUCGCAGUGAUGUCUUAUGACAGAUAUGUGGCCAUCUGUAAUCCACUUCACUACUCCACCAUCAUGACAGGAGGAUAUUGCAUAAUUUUGUCUAUAAACAGUUGGUUGCUUGGGUUUUCUAUCAUUUUGAUUUACAUCAUAAAAACUACAAAACUAAAUUUUUGUGGGCCAAAUAUCAUUGACCAUUUAUUCUGUGAUCUUAUUCCCUUACUAGAACUUGCCUGUUCUGACACCUCUAUGAUCCACUUAGUGGUUUAUGUUAUUGGUAUACCAACUGUAAUAAUGUCAACCACAAUCAUUGUAGUGUCUUAUACAUAUAUUAUUUUAGCAAUCUUAAGGAUCCCAUCCAAUACUGGUAGACAGAAAGCCUUCUCCACCUGUAGCUCCCACCUCAUUGUGGUUUCCACAUUCUACUGGACUAUGUUCAGUAUUUAUAUUGUCCCAUUGAAAGGCCUGACAAACACCAUAAGUAAAAUUCUCUCCCUGCUGUAUACUGUCUUUACUCCUUUGAUUAACCCCAUUAUAUACAGUCUGAGGAAUAAAGACAUUAGAGAAGCCGUACAAAGAACAUUUCAAAAGCAUGAGAUCUGGUAA
This is a messenger RNA of Bufo gargarizans (Asiatic toad), 1065 nucleotides long. Its product is annotated as olfactory receptor 6N1-like. The record is from RefSeq and is a predicted model, not a curated record. The transcript is spliced from 2 exons. Gene Ontology annotation, cellular component: membrane. Gene Ontology annotation, biological process: G protein-coupled receptor signaling pathway. NCBI's taxonomy places the organism in Eukaryota, Metazoa, Chordata, Amphibia, Anura, Bufonidae. Gene Ontology annotation, molecular function: olfactory receptor activity; G protein-coupled receptor activity. The coding region runs from base 1 to 1065 and encodes 354 amino acids.